AACAAAUCUAUUUUCUCAAACUGGAAUUGCCAAACCAAAUACAGUUCCUCUUAUAUACUCCAUCACAGCAAUAAUCACACAAACUGUUCUAAUUAACAUAAAUUUCCAAAAGAGGGCAACGAAAUGUCCCAGAACAUCAAGCCAAUCAAAGUUUACGGCCAGGGUCCUAGCCCUAACCCUCUCAAAUUGCAUAUCAUCCUGAAAGAACUCGGUAUUCCUUACGAAAUCACUCUAGUGCCAUUCACGGAUGUCAAGAAGCCGGAGUAUCUUGCCAUCAACCCGAAUGGACGUCUACCGUCCAUCUACGACCCGAACACCAACAUUACUCUAUGGGAGUCCGGCGCUAUUGUCGAAUACAUCAUUGAGCGCUACGAUACUGAGCAUCUAUUGAGCUUUCCAGCUGGAACACCAGAAGCCUACUACACUAAACAAUGGCUGUACUUCCAAACGAGCGGACAGGGCCCGUAUUACGGACAGAUGUCCUGGUUCAUCAAAUUUCACCCUGAAAAGGUGCCUAGCGCGGUUGACCGGUACACCAAUGAGGUGAACCGCAUUACGGGUGUGUUGGACAAAUGGCUUUCCAAGCAGAAAGAGGAACACGGUACUUCGAACAAUGGGCCAUGGCUUGUCGGCGGCAAGCCGACCUAUGCUGAUUUCGCGUUCGUCCCAUGGCAGAGAAUGGCUGCCAUGUUCGCUGACCCAGAGAAAUAUAACCAGGAAAGCUACACCUAUGUAUCAGAGUGGUUAGGCAAGAUGCUGUCGCGCAAGUCCGUUAUUGAUGCCAUUGCUGAGUCUCCACCUCCAUAGGGCCACAGGAGCACGGGCCUAUUUCAAAUGUUGAAAUAAUCUCCUGGUAGAAAUUCCG
This is a messenger RNA of Talaromyces proteolyticus, 865 nucleotides long. Its product is annotated as glutathione S-transferase. The record is from RefSeq and is a predicted model, not a curated record. NCBI's taxonomy places the organism in Eukaryota, Fungi, Ascomycota, Eurotiomycetes, Eurotiales, Trichocomaceae. The transcript has a single exon. Bases 124 to 807 code for a protein of 227 amino acids.